AUGUCGGUAAGAAAUCGUACGGCAUCUGGUCCCGACAGAAUAAGACCAGAACACCUGAAGAGCCUUCCGCCAAUACUCAUCAACACCCUGGCGAGGCUCUUUACACGUUAUCUGUCGGAAUGCAAGGUUCCUAAACAGUGGAAGACCUGCAAGACCGUGUUGUUGUAUAAAAAAGGAGAUCCACAUGACAUCUACAAGCUCUUUACAAGAGUAAUCCUUAAUAGGAUUGAAAAAGUCUUGGAUGAAGGACAGCUAUGCGAGCAAGCAGGGUUUCGAAAAGGAUUCAGCACGAUUGACCACAUUCACACUGUUUCGAAACUCAUCGAAGUAUCACGAGAGUACAAGAUGCCGCUCUGUCUCACCUCCAUCGACUUAAAGAAGGCCUUCGACUCAGUUGAGACGGAAGCGGUCGUGGAAGCCUUGGACAACCAAGGCGUCCCUACUCAGAACAUAAAGGUACUUCGAGAGUUGUACAGUAACUUCACGACCGGAAUUUCGCCAUUCUACAAGAAGAUCAUCAUUGACGUGAAGAGGGGGGUCCGACAGGGUGAUACAAUUUCACCCAAAAUAUUCACAGACACCCUCGAGAACGCAAUGCGAAAGUUGGAAUGGGACGACAUGGGAGUGAAGGUUGAUGGUCGGCAGCUACACCAUUUGCGCUUUGCUGAUGACAUCGUACUGAUAACAUCCAGCAUCAGCCAAGCGGAACGAAUGCUGACCGAAUUCGACGAAACAUGUGGAUGCAUCGGUCUUCAGCUGAAUCUACAAAAGACGAUGUUCAUGCGGAACGGAUGUGUUGCGGAUGCCCCAAUCACGCUCAACAAAAUGAACAUAUCCGAAUGCACCAGCUACGUUUAUCUGGGUCGGGAAUUGAACAUGAUGAACGACCUGACUCCCGAGCUGGGCAGGAGGAGAAGAGCGGCUUGGGAAGCGUACAAGAGCAUCGAGGAUGUAGUGAAGAAGACCAGGAAUACCACCAAUACCACAAAUAUAUGCUCACCUCUUCAACACCACCGUACUUCCUGCUUUGACCUAUGCUUCGGAAACCUGGGCAUUUCGCAAGCAGGAAGAAAACGCGGUGAGCGUCAUUGA
Molecule: messenger RNA, 1092 nt
Organism: Necator americanus (New World hookworm)
Lineage: Eukaryota; Metazoa; Nematoda; Chromadorea; Rhabditida; Ancylostomatidae
Exons: 1
Coding region: 1-1092 (363 amino acids)
Source: RefSeq, a predicted model, not a curated record